UUUUUUGAAGAGUUGAAAAGGGCAGGCGAGGUUCUGAUUUGGGCUGAACAAGGGAAGGGUCGGCACUUCUCUGUUUUUGAGACGCGUGGAUACGGUCCGGAGGGGUCGAGUCGGUGUUAGGCGAACGGGUGGCGGUGGGCGCGCGUUCGCCUCAGAGGGGGCCGAUUUUUAUUUGUCGUCGGAGCGGUUUUUAAGAGGGCCGCUGGGGACGGACUGGAUGGGGCUUGAAAGGGGGUGCGCGGCGUUGACAGCCACGGGCGAGGUGCCGUGCUGGAGGGGGCGAGGCGCGCUUUUGGGGUUCCGAAGGCGCGGCCACUUGGGAGGGUGGUUGCGUCCGGUUUUCGGUCACGAAGAGCGAGGAGAGAGUGGCACAGGUCGAAGAGGUCUUGGUCGCCAAAUUUUUGGUAAAAAAAAAAAAAGCUCAUUUAAGGUUCAACAAAUUAUUUUUGAUCUGUAGUUUCCACUAAGCGCGAAACGAGGUUUGGAGAUGUUAUGUGAAACGAGGUUGAGCCUGCCCGAAAAGUUGAAUCGUGCACAGAGGAAAUACUUGAAGAGAAAGCAGAGACAGGCCAGCAAAAAGAGCAAGCAGACCAAACGCCUAGAAGAGAGAGCGGUUGACAGCGAUGACUCUGAGACCGAUCCGAAAAGCGGACGAGUUGACGGAGAGAGACACGCUGGGGAAGAGGGACUGAGCCGAGAGGAGGGCAAGCUUGAGGAUGGAACAAAGAAUGAUGUAGAUAUGUGUGUGGGAAAUAGUGUACACGAAAAUUUGGCUGAAAAAGAAAAAAGCGAGCAAAUUAGAAAGUGCGGAGAGGGAGGAAAGGGGCUGGACUCGGAAGGUGCGACGAAUGUUGAGAAUGGCGCGGUACAGAGGUUGGAGUUAAAUAAAGAGGAGGUAACUCAGAACCGCGAAGUGCAGACGGUUUCUGAAGAGGGAAGUACGAAGGGCGAUGACGCUUCGUCUUCAGUAGAGAUUGACGUCGAGUAUGUAGCUGCGGAUCCCGUUUUGAGUUUGAGCGCGGACACGCCUAAUUAUGAGGAAUUUUUGGCCAUUUUUGGAUCAUUUAAGGCAAACGCCGCUCGGGCCUUAGAUUACUAUUCGAAUCAUACGCCUCAGCCGUCGUCGGAGCCGGCGGCAGCGACCGCCAGUGCGGAGUCGGAGUCCAAGCCGGACGCCGGCGAGAAGGAGGCGUCAGAACAAACGGAAGCGCCGUUGGCUGAACCGAAGCUUUCGCGCCGACAGCGCCGUUUGGCGCGUCGUUUAAACAUUGCGACGAUCAAACAAAUGGUGUCUCGUCCUGAUUUGGUCGAGAUUCACGACACGACCAGUGCAGAUCCGUUUUUAUUAAUUCAUUUGAAGAGCACCCGCGGGACGGUUCCCGUUCCCCGACACUGGCUGCAAAAGCGAAAGUACCUACAAGGAAAGCGAGGAAUUGAAAAAAUUCCGUUUCAACUACCUGAUUUUGUACGAAAUACAGGUAUUUCUGACCUGCGUCAAGCUGCGCUGGACCGCGCCGAGAAGCAGAAGUUGAAGGCCAAGCAGCGCGAGCGCCUUCGCCCCAGGAUGGGCCAGCUAGACAUUGACUACAACGUGCUGUAUGAGGCAUUUUUCAGGUAUCAGACAAAGCCAAAUUUAACUCGACACGGAGAGUUGUACUAUGAGAACAAGGAAUUCGAACUCAAAAAUCACAAUUUCGUUGCCGGCCAGCUUUCCGACCAGCUCAAGCGAGCGCUCGGCAUGACCGACAUAACACCGCCCCCUUGGCUCAUCAAAAUGCAGCGCAUCGGGCCGCCCCCUUCCUAUCCGAACCUGCGCAUUCCGGGACUCAACGCGCCCAUUCCUCCCGGGGCUCAGUACGGAUUCCACGCCGGGGGCUGGGGAAGCGCGCCAAUCGACAUGUACGGCAGACCCAUCUGGGGCUGGGUGGAAAACAAGAAACACGUCGAGUGCGAAAUAGUCAACGGCAAGCAAAUACCCAUCGACAAAAACGAGGUCUGGGGCGCCCUCAAAUACGAGGAAGACUACGAGGACAACACCGAUGAGGAGCCGUCCGCCUCCCGCAACAAAAAACAAGCCCCUGUCUCUGCUCACCCAGCCGAAGGCCUGGACCCCUCCAAGGCCAAUGUCCCGCUCAAACCCGGAGAAUGGACCUCGGAUGGACAAACGGACUACGGCAAAAACAACCUCGCCCCCGCCCAGCCCGGAUAUCCCCUCACCUCUGGACUCGACACGCCGCUCCCUGCGUCUUCUGAAAUCGACCUCCGCAAGUUCAAGAAACAAACCGUCCCGCUUCAAAACAACCAACAACUUUAUCAAGUCCUUCCCCAACAACCGACCACAGUCGGCCAAAACCUCAUGGGAUCCCAGUACAUCUAUCAAAUCCCCAGACCGCAAGACAAAAACACCUCCUCCAAUAUCGAUAUCACCCUUGAUCCAAGCGACCUCGAACUCAGCGAACAGGAACUCAUCAACAAGUACCAAAAACUGUUCUCCGAACAAAACUCUUCCAAUAACCAACCUCAAAUUCAGUCCGAAAAAGAAUAACUCGAACCCACUCCCCUGCAAUCAAGCUAGUUCCAGCUGUCUUGGUGCACGUGUAAAAUAUAUUUCGCCCGCUAUUAUAAAAUC
Schistocerca gregaria is the source of this 2629-nucleotide messenger RNA. Its product is annotated as splicing factor 3B subunit 2-like. NCBI's taxonomy places the organism in Eukaryota, Metazoa, Arthropoda, Insecta, Orthoptera, Acrididae. The record is from RefSeq and is a predicted model, not a curated record. Gene Ontology annotation, biological process: mRNA splicing, via spliceosome. The transcript has a single exon. Bases 488 to 2545 code for a protein of 685 amino acids. Gene Ontology annotation, cellular component: U2 snRNP; U2-type spliceosomal complex; catalytic step 2 spliceosome.